Molecule: messenger RNA, 8965 nt
Organism: Cydia pomonella (codling moth)
Lineage: Eukaryota; Metazoa; Arthropoda; Insecta; Lepidoptera; Tortricidae
Gene: Snx27
Product: sorting nexin-27
Exons: 11
Coding region: 2564-4012 (482 amino acids)
Biological process (GO): intracellular protein transport; signal transduction
Cellular component (GO): early endosome
Molecular function (GO): phosphatidylinositol-3-phosphate binding; protein binding
Source: RefSeq, a predicted model, not a curated record
UGCAGCCAAAUAACACUUGACCCUACUCAUAGUGUUGUGUUCCUGCCGGUGAGUAAGGUUGCCAGAGCUCAACGAGGGGGGGUGGGGUUAGGGUCGGCAACGCGCAUGUAACUCCUCUGGAGUUGCAGGUGUACAUAGGCUACCGAGACUGCUUACCAUCAGGCAGGCCGUAUGCUUGUUUGCCACCGACGUAGUAUAAAAAAAAGUGUCAAAUCUUGGAAGCAAAAUUUGACCCAUUAUCCGGUUUCCGAUUGAGCUGAAAAUUUGCGUACAUAUGUAAGUCGGGUCACAAUGCAAUAUUAUGACAGCAUCGGAUGAUGGAGACAGGAUAUAGCCAUAGGAACUCUGUGAUGAAACAACGCAACCUAAUUGUGUUAGGGGUUUUUAGAAUCGUCUCUAUGAGUAUUAGUUGCCCGUGGUAAAAAAAAGUACAGACAGCGACAAAAGCUUGUGAAAAAUUAAAUUAUUGCCAAAAACUUAAUAUGCUUUAUCAGGUGCAAGAAAGAUUUGGAUUGCACAAAAGGGUUUCUUGAGGUUCUGAGGCGCGUAUGGCAGCUAACUUAAUAAUCUGCAGAGAUCUGUAUUUGACCGUUGAAUUUACAACUAAGUUAUCAAACGUUAUUAAGCCAAAUACAGAGAUCAAAUAUCAAACAUUUAUUCAGCAAAUAGGCCACAGGGGCACUUUUAUAUGUCAAUUUUUACAAACAACAAAAAUUACAAAAAAACAAUUACAAAUAUGGAAUCGAUGAAAUAUUAAAUACUUUAUUGGAGAUGUAUACUGUCUCUAAAUGUCAAAUUACACAAAAAAACUAUGAUAAAAAAAUAAAACCAACAAAUACUAAAAUUAUUUAGAGAUGUAUAAGUCUCUAAGUGUCAGAGAUAAAAUAUAAAAAAAGAUAUUAAAUUAUCCUUAGAGAUGUAGAGGGUCUCCAAGGCUUGAAUUCUUAUAUAAAUAAUUAAAAGACAAAAAAUUUAAUCAGACAAGAACCGAAUGAAGUGUCUCACGUUAAUGCCACUCAAAAGUAAAGUUACAUACUUAAACAUAACAUGUAGCCCGUGUAAGCUUAAACAGACCGGUCUCCACAAACAGCACCCGUUCACGAGUAUGACGUGUAUCUCAGCCAUCGCCUCCCUCAACCUUCAUUCGGGAAAGUGGCGACCCGAUCAACGACGCCACCGUAAGUAAAGACUUAAGCGAGCAUUAUUGCCAAAAAAAGCGAGUGAGAUUCAGAGAUAGCUUGGUCUAAGUCGAAUAUCCCUAGCUGAAUAUCAUUAGUCCCACACGUGCUAUUGUUAUAGUAAAACCCUAAUUAUAUUUGAGUGCAGAGUCUAACUCCCAGGCAUUACUGCGAAGUAUAAAUCAUUAUCACAUCCAAUUACAGUAACACUUGUAAUGUAUUUACAAUUUGUACUGUAUCAAUACCGACACAUAUACUUCGGACCUCUUGCGAUUCGCACUUAUCCUUAGUUUUUGAACAGUGUUUUCAUUGGUAUUUAAUAAUAGUUGUUGCUAUUAUUAAAACAGGUGAUAUUUUGAAUGUGACAUUUCGAAAAUUGAUUGAGUUUAGUUUCUAAAAACAAGUUUAAUAUUCGUAUGUUGUAGUUUACUAAAGUGUAAAUUUUUCCUUUGUGAUACAUUUCCACUGUGUAACAGAACGCUUUUUCGUGCAAAAGGACUAGUAAUCGUAUUUAUCCGAUCAAAGGACAGAAAUGAACUCUUUUGCAUAACUCAACUAUGUAAAAACGCUAAGACUAUAAUCGAAACUUUUGAUAGAUGUUAUAUGAAAAGUGAAAAUUUUUCUCUGGUAUUCACCAAGGUUCACACCUAAAUUGUGAACCACUGUGAACAACUUUUUGACUUUCAACAUUUGUUUGCUUAUAUGCCUAUUGGCGCCCAGAUAUCUAAAAAACGAUCUUCUCAUGAGUGUAUAAACGCGGGAAAGUAAACAUUUAGUCAAAUCUUUCAAUGGGUGCUUAAGUUAUUGUAGUAUCAGUGAAUUGACAGUUUGGUGUCAAUGGUGAGAGAAGCAUACGUGAGAUUGGAAUCAUGUCGGUACGGAGGGGCGGGCGGGGCAGCUUCCACUACAAGUACUACUAUUGCACGCGGAUCGGCUUCGAGAUAUACGAUCUGGAGACAGAGGCGGAGGCCGAGGUCCAGGAGGCCGACGAACCGGGGUUAGUACCUAUCAACUAGAAGCUCUUCCUUCCUUCAUGACUAAACACUUGUCGGUACAGAGGAGCGGGCGGGGCAGCUUCCACUACAAGUACUACUAUUGCACGCGGAUCGGCUUCGAGAUAUACGAUCUGGAGACAGAGGCGGAGGCCGAGGUCCAGGAGGCCGACGAACCGGGGUUAGUACCUAUCAACUAGAAUCUCUUCAUUUCUUCAUGACCAAACCCUUGUUGGUACAGAGGAGCGGGCGGGGCAGCUUUAACUACAAGUAAUAUACUAUUGCACGCGGAUCGGCUUCGAGAUAUACGAUCGAGACUGUGGCGGAGGUCGAGGCCUAGGAGGCCGACGGGCCAGGGUUAGUACCUAUCCACUAGAAGCUCUUCAAUCCUUCAUGACCAAACUCUUGUCGGUACGGAGGGGCGGGCGGGGCAGCUUCCACUACAAGUACUACUAUUGCACGCGGAUCGGCUUCGAGAUAUACGAUCUGGAGACAGAGGCGGAGGCCGAGGUCCAGGAGGCCGACGAACCGGGAAACGGUGUGAACGUCGAAGGUGCUACCCACAAGCAAGUGGUCGACCUGAUCAAGUCCGGAGGCGACUGUCUCACCCUUACAGUCAUCUCUGUCACACCUAAGGAGGCCGAACGCCUAGAGCCAUGUGACGACGGCUCAGCGCCGGUCGGCGUGAUCGGCGGCGCCGCCAACUCCCGCGCGACCGUCUACCAACGCUACGACUACACCGACAAGCGUUCGCUACCCGUUUCCAUUCCCGACUAUAGGGUGGUGAUGGAACGCAACAGCGGACGGUCAUACGUCGCGUUCAACGUGCACAUGGCGGGGAGGCAUCUCUGCAGCCGCCGUUACAGGGAAUUUGCUGUUUUACAUCAGCUGUUGAGGAAAGAGUUUCUAGGGUUCAAUUUUCCGAAGCUGCCGGGCAAGUGGCCGUUCACACUGAGUGAGCAACAGCUAGACGGGAGACGGAGAGGGCUCGAACAGUAUCUUGAAAAAGUAUGCGCAGUACGAGUGAUCGCGGAAUCUGAUGCAGUACAGGAAUUCCUUACAGACUCGGACGACUCUUCCAACCCAUCACCAGUCGACCUAAAGGUGCUCCUUCCCGACAAAGAAGUGGUAACCGUCUCUGUUCUCAAGUCCACCAACGCCGAUGACGUAUACCGGGCGGUUUGCGAAAAGAUCGGUCUAUCCAAGUCCGUGCAAAAGUACUUCUACCUGUUCGAGAUCGUCGAGUAUAAUUUCGAGCGCAAGCUGCAGCCGAACGAAUGCCCGCACUCGCUGUACAUCCAGAACUACUCGACGGCGUCGUCGUCGUGCCUGGCCGUGCGGCGCUGGCUGUGGAGCCCGCGGCGCGAGGCCGCCGUGUGCGCCGACCCCGCUGCUAGGGCUUUUGUCUUCUGGCAGGCCGUGGAGGACGUGAACCGCGGCGUGUGCGCGGCGGGCGCGCGCCUGUACCAGCUGAAGGCGCUGCAGGACGUGCGGCGCGCCGCCGACUAUCUCGCGCUCGCUCGCACGCUGCCCGGCUACGGCGACGUCGCCUUCCCGCCGCUGCGGACCGACGCCUGUCUCACUCCCACGCUGAACGUUACCGUCGGUUGGAACGGACUGAAAUUAACAGCGUGCACGGACGGCAGCGCCCAGACGGCGGAGGUGCCGUGGCGCGCGGUGCGCGAGUGGCGCGCCGACGACGACGCGGCCGCCGCCCGGCUCACGUACGCCGCGCUCGACCACACGAGGACCAUCGCUCUGUUCACGCCAUACUACCAGUUCCUGUGUAACUGCAUGGACAGAAUAGCCGAGGAGAUGAGCUGGGUCGACACAGGCGACUAAGGAAUACUCAGCGCGCGAGCAUAGUUUGUAAGACCGUAUUACGCCAUCACAACUCCCGAAUUGGUAGAAAACUACUGGCAACAUUAUCAACACAACUGGAGACUAAGGAACCCUCGGUGCGCGAGCAUAGCUAGUAAAACCGUAUUACGCCACCAAAACUCCCAAAUUGGUAGAAAACUACUGGCAACAUUAUCAACACAACUGGAGACCAAGGAACCCUCAGCGCGCGAGCAUAGCUAGUAAGACCGUAAUAUGCUAUAAAAACUCCCAAAUUGGUAGAAAACUACUGGCAACAUUAUCGACACAACUAGAGACUAAGGAAACCUCGGUGCGCGAGCAUUGCUAGUAAGAUCCUAUUACGCCAUAAAAACUUCCAAAUUGGUAGAAAACAACUGGCAACAUCACCAAUUCAACAACAAUUAAACGUAGAUAUACCAAACGGGACAAAGGCAAAAGGAGUAGUAGAGUAUUAUGUCAUAAAAACGACUAAAUUAGUAGAAAAUACUGGCAACAUUCCGAACCCACACUAAAGGUAAGGAACCUAUAAUAGACGCAAUUCAACCUGACGACGGGUCAUAUUUCCCUCUCUCUUACUCUACCUACGACCACGCGAGUGUGAAUGAGAAGUUCACGACCCCGGUCGUCCGUAGUUUGCGUCUACUAUAGCAACUGAGAACGUAUUACGCCAUCAAUACUCCCGAUUUGGUAGAAAACUACUACUACUGCUUACGACAGUAUCUCGCGUGCGUGAUAGACUACCCAUCCCUUUCUAAUUAAUACAGUUUGAAAAAAAGGGGGAUACUAGAAUGACGACUUGGAAUUAUUAUUACGUUAAAGGUAGACCUUGGUCUUACUCUAUGAAGUCUGUCACAAAUCUAAUAGUAAUCGAUGUUGUCACAGAAUAAAUAAUUGCACUACCGUACAGAAAUGACACUUGCUACAAAACCGAAGUUUGACAGCGAUUCAGGGACGAAUUAUGCUGUCCCUUUCUAAUGUAUGGCACUAUCCCUUUCGGCCAUUUAGGGUUGUUAAAAUUCAAGUCAUUAUCUGUGGUCGUGCACGGAGCAAUGCUGAUGCGAACGGAGCCGAGGAAAGCCGAAAGGAGGAGUGUCGCCCCACUGGUUAUGUUUUUGAAAAUUUGGGACAAAUAGUGAAAAUAUAAUCAAUGUUGCUAGUGAAAAAAAAAACUACCAGAACGCGAUUAGUAGUUCGAUGUUCUUAUCAUUAUUAUAAAAUAUACUAAUGUUAAUAUAAUACGUUUAUUUAUCUUGUAGUUAAAAUAUUUAGGUAAUGUUACUCUAUGCAAUUACUCGAAGCGUUAAGUAUUUCUUUAUGGUACCAUUUCUAACAAAUAUGACAGGUCUUUGAUCGAUAUGAAUUUAUGAUUUUAGUGAUGGUACCAUAUAUGUUUAUGUAAGGUAUUCUAUCAAAUAUAUGAGAAUUAGUAGGUACAGUUGGACACAUUUAACGUAUCUUUAUAGCAUCUUUUGGGCCGAUUUUUUUAUGGUCAUUUUUCGUCAGAUUUUGAUAAUAUUUGCUGGAUAGACAGAGUUGCCUAUUCUGUACAAUAUAAACGCAAUUUAAAUGACCCGAAAGCCCGAAAAUCUCAUAACUCCGUGGAAAAUUACGUAACUAACUUUUUUGUCCUUAAUUGGAAUUUCGUGUUUAUUCUACCUAUAAUGAGAGGCUCUUCAAAUUUACCGUAUUUAAAAAAAAAUCUGACGAAAAAAAAACAAUAUGAAAGUAAAAAUCGUCUCUUUUACGACUUCAGCACUCUUUUCAAUACAAUUUAUAACUUUUAGGUUGCAAAAUAUAUUGAAAUGACAGGUGUCAAAAGUGACUCGUUGGUCAAAAAAUGGUCGUUUAAGUGUCUGUAAGCGUGACUUUUAUAUUAGGUCCGUUUUCCUGUAGUUUUUAAGCAACUUUGAUCCUAGGUUGCUAUUAUAUCUCAAUUUUGAUACCCUAAUUUUAGUUAGGUAAUUUUGUACUUACCAAUCUUAAUUUAAUUUAUACUAUACUUAUACAAUUAUAUUAAAUAAAUCAUGGAAAAUUUGUGUGUAGGAAAGCGUAAUGCAUUUAAAAAUUAAAGUAAUUAAAAAAAAUUACGUCGUAUGUAAACUCAUUGAUCUUAACUGCCAUCAUCAUCAUAUUAUUCGUAUAAAUAAAUAAAACUUUAUUAAUGGCUCUCUUUAUAUAUCUGUUUUAAUAGAUUGACUGAACUCAUUUAAUAUAAAAUUCCUUAAAUCAUUCCCCUUUUAGAUUAAAUACUAAGUCCGCCAUAUAGUCAGAAAGUAACUAAGCGGACAUGAUGAUACAUUGUGUAUUAAAAGCGGUUAACACGAAUUUACGAACGAGUGCGAAUUGAAAGCCGAAGGCGAGGGCUUAACUAACACGAGUUCGUAAUUCCUGUACCGCCCGUGGCACACAUAGUGUUUUUCAUCACACUUGACAAAAAAGGGAAACAAAUAAAACUUCUGCCUAAUUUAGUAUGUAUAUUACAACCCUCGAAACUUAGGGUUUACGGCAUCGCCUGCGUGUAAAAUAGUACAUUACGAUACAAGUGCGAAAAAUAGGAAAUUCGAAACGAGUGGCGAUAAAUUAAAACACGACCGAAGGGAGUGUUUUAAAUCGACACGAGUUGCGAAUUACCUAUUCGCACAUGUAUCGUACAACGUUUUACAGUACAUAUGGCCCUUUAAAUUUUCGACGCAGUAACGUAAUAUGCUACUUCUCGCACUAGUGCUAUAAAGUAGUCCCAUAUGUACUGUAAAGACCUUUUACGAACAAGUGAGAUGAGAAACGACUUACGCUCUUGUGUUAUCAAUAAAAUUGUGUGCAGCUCAUUUUGAACGUCUCGCCCGCUUAGUAUUUUCUGCUACUUUACAUACGUCAAGGAAUUAUAAACAUAUUUGCAUUACGUUCUUAUUCGCAUGCUAUUUUAACCCUUUACGACGGUGUUUAGUGGUUGGUCCAUGAAAAUGUACUUUAAACUAUUUUCCAUACAUAUCCUUGUUAUGCGAAGUCAAUAUUUUUAUAUACUUUCUGUAAAUAUUAUAGGUUAGCGUAUUUUUCCGUGGCAUCUGUGCGUUGCUUUAAAAGUCAGGAUGGGUGAAUUGUAUUCAUAUAAUUUGCUGUUAAAUUUGAUAAUAGGGCCGAUUUAAUUUUGUUGUCGAAUUUUUCUCUCGUCGGAUUUUGAUGAAAUUUGGUGGAUUGGUUAGCUAUUCUGUACAACAUUAGCGCAAUUUCAUCCUAAGUCUUAAAAAAAAACUUCAUAUGAGUUACGAAUUUCGAAAAAGGUAUGGUAUUUUCGUAUAUUAAUGGAAAAUUCCAUACAUUGUUUUCGGGACAAGUUAUUUCGUAUUUUUACCGCCCAGAAUUGGGAGCUCUUCAUACCAGCCGACUUUUAUCAAAAUGUAACGAAAAAUCAACAACAAAAUAAAUAUCGGCAAAUCUAGGAAUACAGUAGGCGCUCGGUAAUCCGCAGCUCGUCAAUGACCCGCUCUAUUGGCUCGGUUUCAUUGGUCGAUAACUUGGCCGACAUAAAGCGUGCGACAUAAGGCGGUGUAACGACUAGUAAAACUCAUAAAUCGAUAGUUCGGUCGAUAUACAGCAUGCGGGUGACCCCCCGCAGGCGGUAAGUUGGUAUAACGACUAGUGAAACUCAUAAGUCGAUAGUUCGGGCGAUAUACAGCAUGUGGGUGACUCCCCGUAGACGGUAAGGUGGUAUAACGACUAAUGAAACUCAUAAGUCGAUAGUUCGGUCGAUAUACAGCAUGCGGGUGACUCCCCGCAGGCGGUAAGGUGGUAUAACGACUAGUGAAACUCAUAAGUCGAUAGUUCUGGUGAUAUACAGCAUGCGGGCGACUCCCCGCAGACGGUAAGGUGGUAUACCGACUAGAGAAACUCAUAUAAGUCGAUAGUUCGGUCGAUAUACAGCAUGCGGAUGACUCCCCGCAGGCGGUAAGUUGGUAUAACGACUAGUGAAACUCAUAAGGCGAUAGUUCGGGCGAUAUACAGCAUGCGGAUGAGUCCCCGCAGGCGGUAAGUUGGUAUAACGACUAGUGAAACUCAUAAUGGCAUGCGUUUUGUAAAUCUCCUGCACACCGCAUACGGGCCCUAUUGACCAAUGAAAACAGUUCCCCGAAUGCGGGCCCUAUGGCAUGCUUUAUGAGAAUCUCCCGCACCCCGCACGCGAGCCCUGUCGACCAAUGAAACUGAGCCAUAUGAUCCGGCAGUUUCAGCCCGAGUACAAAGCGGUUACAUUGUUCGGUAGUACAGUCAGCGUCAAAUACUUUGUAGCAACCAAAGUAGCCAAAUAGUUCGGUACACCAUAUAUUUAGUAUGGUGUACCGAACUAUUUGGCCACUUUGACUGCUACAAUGUAUUUGACGCUGACUGUACAGUCACCAUCAAAAGCAGCGGAUCAAACAAGGUGUCAAAAGUAUCUACCAUCUUGAAACAGCUUAACAAAAAGUGAUGGUUCUAUAUAUUACUAUUAUAUUAAGACUGUAAAAGAUAUACUCUUAAACGUAAAUUUUAGAGAUUUAUUUAUAUUUGGAAAAGUUAUCCGGAAUAUCAGAUACUUUUGACGCGUUGUUUAUUUCGUGUUUUUAUUACCCAUAAAAUUCCAGUAAUUCAGUUCCAACAGUCCGGCAAAGUGGGAAAAAAAAUCGGGUGCAGAUUUACCGAGCGCCUAUUGUAUGUUUAAAUUUGGUUCGUUGUAGCAAAAUAUGUAGAUAUUUUGUAACGGUUAAAUGUUAUUUAAGUUACGUUUAUAUGUGUAAUGUGAUAUGGAUUGCAGUAUUUGUCUCAAUAUUAUUGAGAUUUGAGAUAUAUAGUUGGUUUUAAUAAGAAUAUACAGUGUAGAUUUACAUAACUGGUAGCAGUGUCUUCAUCAAUUUAAAUCUUGUUUCUAUAAAUACUUUAAAAAUAGGAGAAAACCGCUUGUUCAUA